Molecule: messenger RNA, 1902 nt
Organism: Durusdinium trenchii
Lineage: Eukaryota; Dinophyceae; Suessiales; Symbiodiniaceae
Source: the annotation of a GenBank genome assembly
AUGAGGGGUGUCACAGCCACGAAGAUGGCGAGGCACGCCGUGUUUUCUUUAUUCUUCUAUGCGUUGCCGGUCUUGCAGAUGUCACCAGCCUCGAUCCUGAAAGAUCUCACUCUUCUCAGGAGAGAGGAACUUGCAGAGAAAUGGGACAACCUGGGCUUCUCCAUUCGACCAAUGAAUGGCCAUGUCAGGUAUACGUGGUCCGAUGGCAACUGGGAUUCCGGCGUUUUCGUCCCAGCUCCAUAUCAGUUGAUGCACAUCAAUGCAGGAGCCCUGCACUAUGGUGUGUCGGCCUUUGAAGGCAUGAAGGCCUUCGCUUGCAAGGAUGGCAAGAUCCGCUUGCUGAACCCUGAGCUGAAUGCUCGGCGAAUGCAGAAAGGUGCUGAGGCACUUCUGCUCCUCGGUACUGCCAUGGUGAGCAACAAUCACGACCGUGCUGCGCCCAAGGGUCUUGGCGCUGUGAAGGCAGCAGGGAACUACGCAGCAGACCUAGCCCCGGUGCACCAAGCGCACGCGGAUGGCUACAACACCACCCUGUACUUAGAUGCCAAGGAACGCAAGUUCAUCGAGGAGUUCUCGGUGUGCAACUUUGUGGGCAUCACUAAGGAUGGCCGCUAUGUGACACCCAAGUCUGACACGAUUUUGCAGUCCACGACCAACAUCAUGCUGCAGCAGCUUGCGAAGGAUCGUGGUAUGAUUGUGGAAGAGAGACCCAUCGACUUCGAGAAAGAGAUUGGAAACUUCAAAGAAAUUGGUAUGUGUGGCACAGCGGCUGUGGUGGUCAAGGUUAACUCCAUCAGCUUCGGGGACAAGGUCUAUGAUUUUGAAGACUUUGAUGUCAUUUCGGGCCUGCGAAGUCAGCUCACUGGAAUUCAAUGCGGAGAGGAAGAGGACAAACACGGAUGGAUGAAAGAAGUUUGUGACGUUGUGAACGAUAGCAUUCCAGAGGUGUUCCCAGUGCAGACGCGCUCCUUUGCGCCUGACAUGGUAACCGCAGAGGCGAAGGGGCAGGUCCAGCGUAUGGGCAGCCAAGCGAUGCACGGUUUGGAGCGCCUCCUUUUGGAACACGUCGUUGCCAAUGCGGAGCCCGGCAACCCCGACAGUGUCCUUGCUGCCAUGGAUGCUUUUUGGAACAAGACUUUCCAAGCCCAAGGCGCAGAAAAGUGGAAUGUACGCGGGCUCAAGAUUGAGGAGGCGGUCAGAGACAAAGUUCAAGCCAAGGCUUCCUCCGGAGCGCCAGUGCGAUGCCUGGAGAUGGGCACUUACUGUGGAUACAGUGCCCUACGGAUAGCUCGAAACCUGCCAGCUGGAGGGAAGCUCCUCAGUGUUGAAAAGGAUGAACUUUUUGCUGCCAUUGCAACAAAGAUCAUCGAGUUUGCAGGCCUAGACGACAAGGUGAAGAUUUGGAUGGGCACGGUGCACUCAGAGAUCGCCAACAUUACCAACAGGCUGGAACACGAAGCAGCAGACUUUGUCCUAGUCGACCACUCGAAGGAGAGAUACGUUCCAGACUUGAAGCUGCUGGAGGAAUGCGGAAUUGUUUCCAAGGAAACCGCAGUGGUUGGUGACGUGGAAGUAUACCCUGGUGAUGAGAGGCCUCCCAAGGUUAUUGAGGAGGAGAUCAGCCGUUUCUUCUCCGACAGAGCGUUUGGAUUGGCCACCAUGGAUGACCCGAGGUUCCUGACUUUGACCAACCAGUCGAACAACUGCAUCCUCCGCUUCACCGUCUUUGCUCGCUGCGCUCGUGAAUUGGGAGAAGAGGACACGCGCUGCAAAUAUCAGUAUUACCGUGCUCAGACCGCAUGCCCUGAAUCGCAAUUGGAGGACUGGAUGGAGCACCGUGCACGUGGCUCGUGCCACCUGGACGUUUUGCCUGACCGCAGCACCAUGCAUGUGCGGCAGUAG